This is a messenger RNA of Oikopleura dioica, 519 nucleotides long. The record is from the annotation of a GenBank genome assembly. NCBI's taxonomy places the organism in Eukaryota, Metazoa, Chordata, Appendicularia, Copelata, Oikopleuridae.
AUGGACAUCGAUGCAUAUUUAGAUGCUUUUCAAGCGGAGCUCAAGCGGCCCAAACGGCCAGUAUUUGGGGGUCCACCCGCAGCUGGGGGAGUGGGACCUUCCAAGCCUCUCUACAUGGCGGCUGGACCGAUUCGGAGAGGAAGCACUAGUCAGCGGCCUCAAACGAGUCGGACUAUUGAGCAACAACAAGCCAUACAAGAUGUCCACUCUGGUAAAAAUGUUUUCAUGACUCAGGAAGAGCGUGUCAAAGCUAUCUUCACGGACCUUAAAGAAAUCGCUCAAACCAAUGAAGAAGUUGCAGAAGGUCUACGAAAGAUCGUAAACGAGUCAAAAUUCAACGAGCAACUGGCAAUAAAAGAAAAUGCCACAGGAAUCGCAACUCUUCUCAGUCUCGGAAAUGCGAAACGAGCUUCGAAAGUCAUGCUUCUUACUGCUGCAGUCAAUGUUUUAGGAGACGAUAGGAGUGUUCUGAGAAGCAUUGCCACGACUUUCUUUGGUCAGGAAUCGUAUUUUGUCUGA